AUGGCUGACGCUUUGGAUUUGGUGAACAGAGAUCCCAACAAUCUCAAUGACCACAUUAAGGUCUGUUUCGAGGAUGUUCUAGGAGAGCCCGAGGGUGCCCACGCCAUUGACUGCGUCUGGAAGCUCGCCUACACCUGCUUUAACUGCUGGCUGGGACUCUGCUACAAGAUCUCAACCCUCCUCUGUGGUAUCUGUAUCGCCGCCGAGUGGGGCUGUGCCUUCGCCGAGAUCGCCUUCUAUCACGUCUGGUUCAUCACCCCAUCUCUCAAGUACUGCGAGCUCAACUGUGCUGUCUGCAUCAAGCUAAUGAAGACCUGUACCCAGUGCUGCUGUGAACCAUGCUGUGAAGCCUUUGGAGCGUGCUUCAAGAACUUCAAGAAAUAA
Molecule: messenger RNA, 384 nt
Organism: Mya arenaria
Lineage: Eukaryota; Metazoa; Mollusca; Bivalvia; Myida; Myidae
Product: caveolin-1-like
Exons: 2
Coding region: 1-384 (127 amino acids)
Biological process (GO): caveola assembly
Cellular component (GO): caveola
Molecular function (GO): molecular adaptor activity
Source: RefSeq, a predicted model, not a curated record